UAGGCGGACGCUCCGCAGGGCUGGGGAGAGCGAUGGAUGCGCUGGUGGCGCGUGUUGGAUGGCUUUUGGGCAUGGAGGGUAGGAGGGGAUCGACGGCGGCGCAACGGAUGUCAGGCGGAGGCGGCGGGAUCGCAGCUGUCUAUGGUUCGGCGGGGGAUGACCAGAUGGCGACGGCGCCGUUUCUCCGCGUGGCGGCGCAGGAGGAAGAGCAACGCGGGGAGCAGGGAGGAGGAGAAGAAGGGCAAGAAGCGCUAUCACGCGAACGAACAGAGGUUGGCCAUGAUGGGUAUCAUCCUCCUCCUCCUCCUCGUCCUCCUCCUCGUCAUCAUCAUCAUCAUCGGCAUUACCACGGGGCAGGAAGAGAUCUCAACAUCCGUGCGGAAGGAGGGAGCUAUAGUGGCCAUCAUGGCGAUCAUAGGGGGCAACUGGUGCGCUCCCUUGGGCCAUUCGAGUUGGUGUUGAUGGGGAUUGGCGCGUCCAUUGGCUCGGGCAUCUUCGUUGUCACAGGUGUCGCGGCGCAACAAGCGGGGCCGGGCGUCAUUCUGAGCUAUGCCAUUGCCGGAGCAGCGUGUAUUGUGGAUGCAUUGUGUUAUGCGGAGUGCGCCGCACGUUUUCCCGCAGUUUCUGGGGGUGCGUAUCUCUACACGCUCACGGCGUUCAACGGGCUUGCAGCGUUCGUCGUUUUCUGCAACUUGUUGUUUGACUACCACAUUGGAGCGGCAAGCAUCGCUCGGAGCCUUGCUGGCUAUGUCUCUUCGAUGCUGGUCCAUUUCUGGCCUGAUCUCGGGGAAUGGCUCCCAUUGUGCCUGACGGCUCACGGCAUGCCCUUAAUGAAUGGAGUUUUCUCAAUCAAUCUUUUUGCACCCUUGAUUCUCGCUGCCAUAACGUUAAUCCUAUGCCAGGGCGUCAAAGAAUUCUCUGCUGUGAAUGGGGCCAUGACAAUGCUCAAGGUAGCAAUUGUGGUUCUUGUCAUUUUGACAGGAUCUGCGAAGGUCGAUCCCAGUAAUUGGUUCCCUUUUGCUCCGAAUGGAAUUCCUGCGAUUUUAUCAGUGUCGACGACAGUCUUCUUCGCCUAUGUCGGAUUUGAUGCGGUUGCAAACACAGCUGAGGAGAGCAAGAAUCCGCAGCGUGAUCUGCCAAUCGGGAUUCUUGGGUCCAUGGGGGUGUGCAUGGCCCUAUACAUAGGAGUUUGCCUGGUCUUGACUGGGAUGGUCAGGUAUGAUCAGCUUGACAAGGCAGCACCAAUUGCAUCAGCCUUCGUUCAAAGAGGUGCUGGGUUUAUCACGGGUUUUAUCUACAUUGGUGCAAUCAUUGGCCUUACAACUACACUGCUUAUUGGCAUGUAUGCUCAGUCUAGACUAUACUUGGGCAUCGGCAGAGAUGGCCUUCUCCCGAAGUUCUUUGCCAUAUUAAGCAGGGAACGUAAAAUACCGGUGAUUGCUCAAAUCUGGGUUGGGGUCGUGUCAGGUGUCAUGGCACUGCUGUUCGACAUCGGCCGACUCUCACGCCUGCUUUCGGUUGGUGUUCUGCUGAGUUACGGGACAGUGUGCUGCUGUGUCGUGGUGAUGAGGAUAUGUGUUGAUGUUAAGCCGCACUUGAUGACGUCCUUAAGGGUUUGUCCUGAUAUGCAAACGUACAUCUCGAGCUGCGGUGGAGCUUCAAACAAGAACCAGGAAAAGUGGUGGGAGGCAGUUGCAUGUAUGACUGCCAUCGCAGUUUGCGCAUUUCUGACCGGUUUGUGCACACGAUACAGCGCUCCUUUGCCAGCGUACAUGGCAUGUGUGGUGGCCAUUGUGUUGUCUUCGGUUCCACUUAUCACUCGCCAGGCUUACUGUGUGCCGUCAACUUUUGCAUGCCCUAUGGUUCCCAUUCUCCCUUUGCUGGGAAUGUCAGUCAACGUGUACCUGCUUGCCCAGCUACAUGUUCAUGCGUGGGUGCGAUUGGUGACAGUUGUCCUGCUGGCUGUUGCGGUGUAUAUGUUCUACGGGCGGCACAGUGCUAAUCCUGGAAACAUUCCGGUUGGUUCUGGCACCGACGCAGACAUGUCAGCUCCCAUCGUCGAGCACCGAAGAGACAUUCCUGAUGACCAUCGCAUCGACCAGGUUCAAGCGGGAAUUACGCCCAGGUCCCCGUGAAUGGGAGUCCCAAGUGGGCAUUACGCCCAGGUCCCCCUGAAUGGGCGCAGGCUCCUUUGACCACAGGUCUGUGACGUCAUUGAAGUCCCAAGUGGGAAUUACGCCCAGGUCCCUGUGUAUGGGAGUGUCCUGACAUUGCUGUCAUCGGUUCACAUUUGUCCCAAAUCAUUGGUUCCACAAUGGUACCUCAUAUUUGGCCCCAUAUCAGUCUCACAUUGGUCCCAUGUCAGUCCUACAUCAAUUCCACAUCAGUCCUUCAUUGGUCCCACAUUGGUCUGACAUGAGCUCCAAACGAGUCCCACAUCAGUACCCAAUUGUUGUCAUUGGUCUCACAUCGGGUCCACACCUUGGUCCUACAUUGUCCCACAUUGGUCCUACAUUGUCCCACAUUGGUCGUACGUUGUCCCACAUUGGUUGUACAUUGCCCCACAUUGGUCCGACAUUGUUGUCCCACAUUGUCAUACAUUUGUUCCACAUUGGUCUGACAUUUUGUCCCACAUUGGUACCAGAUUCGUCCCCACCCACUUGCGUUUAUAUAUAUGCAGUAGCGGAUCCAGAAGGCGAGUGUGAGUAAAAGGAAAUAAGGUGA
Chara braunii is the source of this 2724-nucleotide messenger RNA. The record is from the annotation of a GenBank genome assembly. NCBI's taxonomy places the organism in Eukaryota, Viridiplantae, Streptophyta, Charophyceae, Charales, Characeae.